Molecule: messenger RNA, 2841 nt
Organism: Epithele typhae
Lineage: Eukaryota; Fungi; Basidiomycota; Agaricomycetes; Polyporales; Epitheliaceae
Product: DNA topoisomerase
Exons: 12
Coding region: 1-2841 (946 amino acids)
Biological process (GO): DNA topological change
Cellular component (GO): nucleus
Molecular function (GO): zinc ion binding; DNA binding; DNA topoisomerase type I (single strand cut, ATP-independent) activity
Source: RefSeq, a predicted model, not a curated record
AUGAAGGUGCUGUGUGUGGCCGAAAAGCCAUCCAUCUCAAAGUCUGUCACGCAGAUUCUCUCUGGCGGAGAAUUCAGGACGAGACCAACUGGCAACAAGUACAUCAAGAACUACGACUUUGGAUAUCCACAUGGCAAUGCUUUCUUCACCGUGACCGCCGUCACUGGUCAUGUUAUGGAUUACGACUUCUCUUCCAUGUACUCCAGAUGGACCUCGUGCGACCCAUUUGCGCUCUUUGAGGCCGAGAUCGAGACCAAGGUCAAACCCGACGCUAAAGCCAUCGCGGAUAAUCUAAGGAAGGAAGCAAGAGGUGCGCAAAGGCUCAUGAUAUGGACCGACUGCGACCGAGAAGGAGAAAACAUCGGAGCGGAGAUCAUGAAGAUUUGCCAGAAUGGAAACCCUAAUAUCGUCGUGCAGAGAGCAAGGUUCAGCGCAAUUAUCGCACAACAAAUCCACAACGCCGCACAACAUCCUGUUGCGCUCGACAUGGCACAGUCGAAUGCUGUCGAGACUCGCAUUCUGCUCGACUUGCGUGUCGGCUCGGCAUUCACUCGAUUGCAGACCCUACAGCUCCAGAGGAAAUUCGAGGCUUUGAAGAAAGACAUUGUUUCAUAUGGUCCUUGUCAGUUCCCUACGCUAGGCUUCGUUGUUGCACGUUACAACAAGCUCAAGAACUUCAAGCCUGAGCUGUUCUGGUAUAUAUACCUAUCCUUGACACGGCCACCUGCCGAUGGCGACGAACCCGUGGACACGGAGUUCACAUGGCGAAGAGGGCACAUCUUCGAUCUUCAGACCGCGUGGGCAUUGUAUGAAGCUGCACUGGAGUCAGCGACAGCUCGCGUCUCGAAAGUGACGUCUAAAGAGAAGAAGAAAUUCAAGCCCUAUCCACUGACAACAGUAGACUUGCAGAAAGCCGCUUCUAGAAUUCUCAAAAUAUCUCCGAAGAAGGCUCUUGAUAUCGCCGAGAAGCUUUACCAGCAAGGUUUCCUUUCCUAUCCUCGCACGGAGACUGACGUAUACGACCCUCAAUUCGAUUUCAUAACUCUGAUUGGCAAGCAGAGUGCGGAUCCCGCGUGGGGAGGAUUUGCAGCAGGCUUGCAAAACGGCGGCUUCAGCGCCCCUCGCCGAGGCAAGCACGACGAUCACGCGCACCCCCCCAUUCACCCGACAGCACAUGCCGGCAAUCUCGUAGGAGACGAAAAACGGGUAUACGAGUACAUUGCACGACGUUUCUUGGCGUGUUGUUCGACCGACGCUCUUGGUUGGGAAACCACCGUUGACGUCAGGUAUGGCGAAGAAGAGUUCUACUCGACAGGCCUGACCAUCAGGGAACGAAACUAUCUCGACGUCUUUCCGUACGAUAAGUGGGCGGACAAGGAGUUACCGCAGUUCCAAGAAGGGGAGAUAUUUGUCCCCACCGAAUGCCGUCUUGACGAGGGCAAGACUUCGAAACCGAAUCUACUCACCGAAGCCGAUUUGGUUGGCCUCAUGGACGAGCAUGGGAUCGGCACGGAUGCAACCAUUGCUCAGCAUAUACAGACCAUCGUUGACCGAGGAUAUGUUGUAGAGCGGAUGCAGGGUAAGACCAAAUACCUCAUCCCAUCGACACUCGGAAUUGGCCUCGUUGAGGGCUACGAUACCAUUGGAUUUGAUCAGAGUCUGAGCAAACCGGAGUUGCGCCGUGAAACUGAACGCCGUAUGGUUGAGAUUUGCCGAGGACUGAAGUCUAAGCGCGAAGUCCUUGACGAGAGCAUCGAGAAGUACAAGGAGAUGUUCAUGAAGACCAAGAUCGAGUUUCAGAAGCUGGUUGAUGCUGUUGGCCAACGUAUCAAUGGUCAGGGGCCUGUUCCAGAUGUAGAUCUUGGGGAGGCCCACGAAAGUGACGACGAUGAUGGCGAGGGCGGAGGUGGAGGCGGAGGCGGCGGAGGGCGCGGAAGAGGAAGAGGAAGAGGGGCGCGCACAGUUACACGAGCCAGAGCACCAACCAGAAACGGCUCGACGCGAGGGUCUGCUGCGACAGGGACAAGACGUGGUAGAGGGCGUGGAGCCGCGGCCCCGACAUCCAACGGCAGACCACAACCGCCGCCGCCUCCUCCUCCAGCAGUUCCAGUUCCAGCAGCACUUGCAGCGGAUGACACUGACGAUUACUGGAGCGAGACGGAGCAAGCCCCUCCACCCGCGGCUCCUACACUUGCCUCCGCCAGAGCUCCUGCUCCUGCAAGAGCCGUUCCUGCACGACAAGCCCCGCCUCCCCCCAACGGCGGUGCACCGCCCAAAUGCUUUUGUGGCAACCUUGCUGUGGAACGUACCGUCACGAAGGACACCAACGGCAACAAGGGCCGCAAAUUCUGGACCUGCGAGAACAAGAGCUGCGACUUCUUCUUAUGGAUGGAGGGCACAUCAGCUUCUACCUCGAACGGGCCAUCAUUCGCAUCGGCAUCUCGUGCUCAUUCCGCCUCUACGCCCUCCAUCCCAGCAAAGAGGUCCUACGGCACGCCUGCGGUUGACGGUAUCGGUACUGCGCCAGGGAGGUGUCAGUGCGGUCUGACUCCGACGCUCAAGGAGGUCAAGAAUGGAGCGAAUCAAGGCAGGAAAUUCUGGUCGUGUCCAACCCAUUCUCUGAACGCGGGGUGUAAUUACUUCGUGUUCGCCGACGAGGUGGGCAACGACGCGCCCGCACCUCCUCGGAGGAGCGUAUCUGGACCAAGCGGCUUUGAGUCAGGGGGAAACAGUGGAGGGUGUUUCGAGUGCGGGCAGGAGGGUCACUGGGCAAGUGGUAAGUUAUCGUGUAAUUUAGAUCGUACAUCUGAUGCUGACUACGCGAACAGCCUGCCCGAAUAA